ACUCUAGAUAUCCAUGUCCAAAAAAGAAGCCCAGUUCCAAAAUUCAGUCUCAAGCAUUCCUCAGCAACUCUCUCUCGUAUGCCAAGCGCUGUGCAAUCAGUCUAUCUACUCAUAGUAGCAAAAGAAUCAAAUCCUGAAACGAUGGAUGAUUCUCAGCAUUUCGUAGAUUUGCAGGAAAAUUCCAAUUUCGGGGACCAUAAAUCAUGGCUGUCCGGCGACGAUAAUUUUUCCCCAGCUCUCCGCCGUGUUCAGUCCCAGCUCUCCGCCCUCACUUCCACACCUGCUUCCAUAACUGGAGCAUCUGGCAAUGUCGAUCGCGUGCUUUUCGACAAUCUCGUUGACUUGUUCCCUCUCGUCGAGUCCCUCAUUCAUCGGAAAGCCAACUGUUCUUUUACACGGCGAGGUUCGAUGAUAUACACGAAGAUGCGGUCCAGAGAAUCUUUAUGCAAUAGGAUAAUUGAUCCAAAAGAAAGGAAUACAAUUCAAUCUAUACCAGCAAAAAAGAAAAGGGAACAAGGAGACAAGCACCCAGGUAAGAAUGCAGGUAAUAAUCAAGAUGCUGAUAACUUUUCCUCAAGGGCUUCGGCUACAGAAAAGGACAUUAAAGAACUUGUCGCAUUGAGGGAACAAGUUGAGGAUCUACAAAGGAAGUUAUUGGAGAAAGAUGGACUUUUAAAAUCAGCAGAAAUUUCAAAGAACCAGAUGAAUGUUGUUCACUCAGAACUUGACGAACUAAAACAGCAGGCUGCAGAGAAGGAUUCCAUAAUUAAGUCUACUCAACUACAACUUUCUGAUGCAAAGAUCAAGCUUGCGGACAAGCAAGCUGCCCUGGAAAAGAUACAGUGGGAGGCAAUGACUUCCAAUAGGAAAGCAGAUGAGCUCCUGGAAGACCUAGAUGCUCUCCAUGGUGGCAUUUCAACAUUCAUGAUGUUAUUUGAAGGCUUGACAAAUAAUGAUUUCACGACAAAUUUUGAAGAUUAUGAUGUCAAACCACACUAUGUAGACAAUCUUCCUGAUAUUGAUGAUUUUGAUGAUGGGGAGAUGCAAAAAAUGGUAGAAGCAAGUCAAGCUUAUGUCGUUGCGGUUGCUGCUGCAAAGGAAAAGCAGGAUGAAGAGUCUCUUGCUGCUGCAGCCAGCGCAAGACUGCGUCUCCAAUCUUUUGUUUUUAGAUCCAGUAGUAUGAAUGCUGCGAAGGGCCGAAGGCCUUGAUUCAUCAUACUUAACGGGAGCACUGAGAAAAGGUAGGAUUUGGGGGCUAAAGUAAGAGUUGAGCAGGAAUUUUAUUGAUUCUUACACUUGCUAAGGUAAAAUUUAUUAUAAUUUGAAUAUAAGAUUCUAGUUCAGAAUCUCAUAUCGUUGUGGAGUGCAUGAGUAGGGUGUAUAUAAGACCAAUAAUUUUGUUAAAAUUAUCAUAGUUUCGACACCACUCUGUCCCUGUGCACUGUUAAUUUGAAUAUAAGAUUGUAGUUCAGGAACCCA
Manihot esculenta (cassava) is the source of this 1479-nucleotide messenger RNA. RefSeq names its product protein MICROTUBULE BINDING PROTEIN 2C. The transcript is spliced from 6 exons. Gene Ontology annotation, molecular function: microtubule binding. The record is from RefSeq and is a predicted model, not a curated record. NCBI's taxonomy places the organism in Eukaryota, Viridiplantae, Streptophyta, Magnoliopsida, Malpighiales, Euphorbiaceae. Gene Ontology annotation, biological process: plasmodesmata-mediated intercellular transport. The coding region runs from base 79 to 1209 and encodes 376 amino acids.